Messenger RNA from Amaranthus tricolor (Joseph's coat), 1377 nucleotides. RefSeq lists its product as uncharacterized. The coding region runs from base 294 to 1067 and encodes 257 amino acids. The record is from RefSeq and is a predicted model, not a curated record. The transcript has 4 exons. NCBI's taxonomy places the organism in Eukaryota, Viridiplantae, Streptophyta, Magnoliopsida, Caryophyllales, Amaranthaceae.
AACAAAACCCUAACCCCACUCUCUCUUCUUCAUCAAUCCUCUCACCGGCGAAAUUGAAGCAGUGGCGAGGAAAUCAACUAUUCUUCUCCAUUGUUCCGGCCAACUGUUCUUCAUCCUCUCACCAUUCUUUUUGUCUUGUUCAACCUCUCACGAACUGUUCUCCUCCGAAUCACUUCGGACGAAAUUAGUUUCCAAACCGGCAGCAUUUGUUCCCGGCCGGCAGCACUUUUAAUUGUCUCACUGUUCAUUCUCUGUGUACUGCAGUAGCGGUUAGGUUUCAUCAUCGUGAAAUCAUGACCAUUCAAAGUAAAUCUACAAAGAUCGAUGCUGAAAACUAUGUUCAAAUCAAACAAGAGGCUAAUGCAAAACAAACUCAUAAUGCUAAUUUCGGACCUUUUCAACCCAAAAAGUCCAUUACUACUCUAGUUACCAAGAAACAUGAUCCCAAAGCUUUACCUCUUGAUAAGAGGUUUAUGUCUCGAACCUUCAAGACCUCAACUAAUACUCCAGCACAAGAUCCUGCUACUAGCUUGGUACGUACAGUUACCAAGAAACAUGAUCCCAAAGAGCAAUAUGAGCCUUCAAAGAGCAAGGGUGUUGUUGAAGAGACAUGUAAGAGAAAUGAAGAUCCCAAAGAGCAAGAUGAGCCUUCAAAGGAAAUGGAGAUAAAACUUCCUGGGAGAAGAAAACAAGUGUGGAAGCCAGGGGGUAAUGUUCAUUGGAAAGAAAAUAUAGAUGCGGAUCCAGAUGAGAUUGUCCAAGUAGAAGAGAUAACAGAGAGUGAGCCUCCCAAAUUAGGAAUAGUGGAGGGGACUAUAGUUGCUAAGCAUGUUUGGUGCUUACCAUCAGGAAGAAGGAUCAUUGUUCAUUUUAAUGAAUAUGAUCAACCAAUUAGAUGGGGGGACUUGUACUUGUUCAUUUUCUGUCUGAAUUGUCAAAAGAUGGAACCUUUUGUCCACUUGGAGCACAAAAUUGGAAGCGUGUUGAUGAUCAUUACAAACAAAGGAUCAUUAAAACGGUUUGGGAUAAAUUUGUGUUACCUGAUACAAAAGAGUUUCGUCGAAUGAUAUUGUCUCAUAUAAAUAUGAAGUGGAAGCAUUACAAGUGGGAGCUUUAAAGGGACUAUUAUCAGCCUAAUGUGACAAAGGAGAAGAUAAUUGAGAAUAUGCCUAAAAAUGUGAUAAAAGAGCAGUGGAUUAGCUUGGUUUCUUACUGGACCUCUGAAAAGUUCAAGGUAUUUGUACAUAGUGUAUUAUAACAAAUUUAACAUAAAUUUAAGUUUUAUAUUCACCAAGUUACAACCUAAUAAUUUAUCAUUUACAAAAAUUAUCAACAUUGGGAAAAAGAGCUCGUGAAAUGCAUAAUCAUGUACAUACU